Messenger RNA from Carassius carassius (crucian carp), 1144 nucleotides. Its product is annotated as endonuclease domain-containing 1 protein. The record is from RefSeq and is a predicted model, not a curated record. The coding region runs from base 74 to 961 and encodes 295 amino acids. The transcript has 2 exons. NCBI's taxonomy places the organism in Eukaryota, Metazoa, Chordata, Actinopteri, Cypriniformes, Cyprinidae. Gene Ontology annotation, molecular function: hydrolase activity; nucleic acid binding; metal ion binding.
UUGCCUGCUUUUGCAUUUAAAAACUGGAAAUUUUGUCACAAAUACUGAGAACUUCUCAACAUCUCACUUUCUGAUGGCUCUUUGGAAGAUUUUUAUCUUCAGGCUUCUUCUAUUAACAGGUUUGCGUCUGGCAGGUGGCACAGUCUCUGACAGCUUUAAAGAAUGCAGUCAGUUCUUCUACAUGCACACAGCACCCACAGGUGUCCGAGGGGGCAAUCUGAAGAGGAUAUGCCAACGAUACGGAGAUAAACUACGUUACGCCACGCUGUAUGACAGCAGUCGCCGUUUGGCGCUUUAUUCGGCUUACACCUUCAAAAAGUCAGAUGGACAGCGGAGGAUGGACACACCCUGGAUGUAUGAACCACAGCUGGUUUCUGCUGAUGAAAGCGGGAACAUGAGAGAGUUGCCUUCUAGUGGUGAAACCGACCAACUGCUUGAGGAGAGCCAGGCUGUGUUAGCAGACUAUGUUGAUGCAGUGGAGUACGAGCGUGGCCCACUCAACCCUGACCAGCACCAGGCGGACAACCAAGACAAAGCAGCUACCUAUACUCUCACAAAUGUAGUACCUCAGAUCACAGACUUACUGGAGGGUCCAUGGUCCAUUUAUAUCGAUAUGGUACGUCGCCGCCUGAAUAACUUCUGCCGUGGUGCUGCCUAUGUGGUGACUGGGGUGACUGUAUCAGGGGUGACCAUCCAAAGAGGAAGAGAGGACCGCAUGGCUGUCCCAAAGCACUUGUGGUCCGCUUAUUGCUGUCCAAGGUUUGAUCGAAACUCACCCUAUGAUGUACGAUACAUGUUUCCCACUUAUGCAGCAUAUGCUUUGAAUGAGAUAGUGGGACACAGUGUUACUGAAGUGCCUUUGAAAGCUUUAGAGGCCUUUCUGAAAAGUCAGACUGACAUGGACAAAAGCGUGAGCAUCUUUUUUAAAGACUGUCUCACAGAAAAUACACAUGCCAAUUAGGGAGUGAAUGAAGCGACUCAACACUCCAGCCAGACAUAUGAAAUAAUUCUCCAAAAAAAAUCGGUUCAUUUUAAAUGGAAAAUGUAUUGAAUCUAUAGAAAAGUACUCUUUUUUAAAAAUGUUACAUAAUACUGGGAAUAUGGAGCUUAUACUCGAGGAGUAAACACACAUCAAUUAUAGUCC